Messenger RNA from Cooperia oncophora, 327 nucleotides. The record is from the annotation of a GenBank genome assembly. NCBI's taxonomy places the organism in Eukaryota, Metazoa, Nematoda, Chromadorea, Rhabditida, Trichostrongylidae.
AUGGAAAGGAAACUGCGGUAUCUCGAACGAGAAAUUAAGAAAGAUCAGAUUCCUAUGUUGGACACAGGAGAGAACCCUGACGCUCCUCAGCCACGUGAAAUGAUUGAUUUGGAGGCGACCUUCGAAAAACUCGAGAAUGAGUUGCGUGAAGUGAACAGGAAUGAGGAAACACUCAAGAAGAACUUCUCUGAAUUGACUGAAUUGAAACAUAUUCUUAGAAAGACGCAAACUUUUUUCGAAGAGGUAUGUUUUCCAAAGUACUUAAAUAUCACGUGUGAAAGCAACGUUCAAGCUGCUUCUAAGCGAAAUUUCUUUGUUAGUUUCUGA